Molecule: messenger RNA, 2148 nt
Organism: Lathyrus oleraceus (garden pea)
Lineage: Eukaryota; Viridiplantae; Streptophyta; Magnoliopsida; Fabales; Fabaceae
Product: tubby-like F-box protein 5
Exons: 4
Coding region: 738-1994 (418 amino acids)
Molecular function (GO): protein binding
Source: RefSeq, a predicted model, not a curated record
UCUAUGCAUAUGUUUGAUAACCAUUGACCAUCGAAUUGGUCUAUGAUUGAGAGUCACAAAACAAUCUUAAAAAGAUUAGUACUAUCAAAGUGGACCCCACUUAAAUAACCACUUUUAUGCCAUAAAUUAUGUUAGAUUGUAGUUUAAGGCAAGUCUUAAAAAUGCAAUAAGUGAAAUGAAUGAUGCAAAUGAUGAAAACUAAACUAAACUACUAGAAUUUUCAGUUUAAGGGAUGCUUUGCUUGAUACUACUUUGAAAAACAAAACACAAAAAAAGCAUGAAGAUUUUAUGCUCAUUUUUUCUACUUUUAGUUUCAAUCCACAACCUUUGUUGUUGUAACCUAUAAACUUGUUUUGUCCAAGAAAUUGUCUUUGAAGUUUGAGGUAUAACUCUUGGAACGACCCUCCCUUCUUUUGUGCCUUUCAAAUUCUCUGCAAUAUUUCCUCAUUUUCUAGACUCUUGUCUCACGGUACACGCUUCUUUCUCUCAUUUUUUGAGCUUUUUUCACUUCUUUUUUUGUUUCUUAAAUCUUGUACCAACUUUUGUAUUUUAUCGAAUUCGUAUUCUCUGGAGUCAAUAAUUGCACGCAUUCACGCAACACUCUCGUUGAUUCGAGAUUGGACAGUGAAGAUAUGAACCGUCUGAUCUUAAUUCAACGACAGUAUUAAUUUCGUGAAUGUGUGGAGUGUCUAUAUAUGCUAGAUUUCUAGUACUACAUAUAUACAAAACCUAUCAUAAUGUCAUUCAAGAGUAUUGUGAGAGAGAUCAAGGAGAUGAAAGAAGGAAUUGGAAUUAUGUAUAGAAAAAAGGUAGAAGCUAAGAAUAUGUAUAGACAUGGAAAAUCUCACAUUGCACCAGAAUGUUCAUCACCAAUAUCAAUAUCACUAUCACCAAUCGAAACACCGUCUUCGUCGUCAUCAUCAUUGUCACAGAGCAAAUGGGCUAGUUUACCUCCUGAGUUGCUGUUAGACAUAAUUCAAAGAGUGGAAGCUAGUGAAACCUCUUGGCCGUCUCGCCGAGCACUUGUAGCUUGUGCCUUAGUUUGUAGAUUGUGGAGAGAGAUAACAAAAAGUGUGGUUAAGACACCUGAACAAUGUGGUUGGAUUACUUUCCCUAUUUCGUUGAAGCAGCCUGGUCCAAGAGACAAUUCAAUUCAGUGUUUUAUUAAGAGAGAAAGGGUUUCUUCUACAUAUAGUUUAUAUCUUGGUUUGAGCCCUGCUCUUUCUGGUGAUAUGAGCAAACUUCUCUUGGCGGCAAAGAAGAUAAGAAGAGCAACAUGUACAGAAUUUUUAAUAUCAUUGGUAUCUGAUGAUUUCUCUCAAGCUAGCAAUACUUACAUUGGAAAGUUAAGGUCUAAUUUUCUCGGGACGAAGUUCACGAUCUUGGACGGUCAUUCUCCACGUGAUUCUUCGCUUCCAUCGAAUUGCGAGUUGCAUCAAAAGGUCCAUCGGAAGCAAGUACUUCCGAGAGCUGCUACUGCUAACUAUAAAGUAGCAACAGUAUCUUAUGAACUCAAUGUUCUUCGUACGAGAGGUCCAAGGCGAAUGCGGUGUACGAUGCACUUAAUUCCUAUAUCUUCUGUUCAAGAGGGGGGGACUGCUCCUACUCCUAUGGAGUUUAGCAAUUUUCGUAAUGAGCGUGAAUCUUCAAAAGGAAAGAAACCAGAAGUUGUUGAAUUUGGCUCAACUUGCACUGAUUCUGCAAGAGAACCACUGAUUUUGAAAAACAAAGCACCUAGAUGGCAUGAACAACUUCAAUGUUGGUGCUUGAAUUUCAAGGGGCGGGUUACGGUGGCUUCGGUUAAGAAUUUCCAGCUUGUAGCAGCUGCAGAACCUUGCCACAACGUUUCGGCUGCAGAACAAGAGAAAGUUAUACUUCAAUUUGGAAAAAUUGGCAAGGACAUAUUCACCAUGGAUUUUCGAUAUCCUCUCUCCGCUUUUCAAGCUUUCGCAAUCUGUUUGAGUAGCUUUGACACAAAACCAGCUUGUGAAUGAUAAUGCCUUUGCAAUCUUAUUUGAUAUAAAAUGUACAUAUUUACUUGAGAAAAUGCUGCGGAAAAUAACUUUCAUUUUUCAUUCUGCAGGUCCAAGUUUGUGUAAUGCUAGCUGUUAGAAUCAAUGUUUAAUGUGUAAUUAAGUUUGUUAAUUU